Messenger RNA from Solanum verrucosum, 4226 nucleotides. RefSeq names its product probable lysine-specific demethylase ELF6. Gene Ontology annotation, biological process: chromatin remodeling. The coding region runs from base 34 to 4122 and encodes 1362 amino acids. Gene Ontology annotation, cellular component: nucleus. The record is from RefSeq and is a predicted model, not a curated record. Gene Ontology annotation, molecular function: histone H3K4me/H3K4me2/H3K4me3 demethylase activity. The transcript is spliced from 7 exons. NCBI's taxonomy places the organism in Eukaryota, Viridiplantae, Streptophyta, Magnoliopsida, Solanales, Solanaceae.
AGGAAUUAGGUUUUUGAAUUUUGUGGAACUGUGAUGGAUGAUAUACCUGAAUGGCUUAAAGGGUUGCCCCUCGCACCUGAAUUUCGACCUACUGAUACUGAAUUUGCUGACCCCAUUGCCUAUAUAUCAAAAAUUGAGAAGGAAGCUAGUGCUUUUGGUAUAUGUAAGGUCAUUCCGCCAUUGCCUAAACCUUCAAAGAAGUAUGUCCUUCAUAACUUGAACAACUCUCUAUCAAAGUGCCCUGACCUCAAUUCUGCUGGUGCCCCUGUUUUUACCACCCGACAUCAGGAAUUGGGUCAUACUGAAAAGAAGAAAUUCCCAUUUGGAGCUCAGAAGCAAGUCUGGCAAAGUGGACAACUUUAUACACUAGACCAGUUCGAAACCAAGUCCAAGAACUUUGCCAGGACUCAAUUCGGCAUCGUUAAGGACAUUUCUCCCUUCCUUGUCGAGGCAAUGUUUUGGAAAACUGCUUUUGACCACCCUAUCUACGUCGAGUAUGCAAAUGAUGUGCCUGGUUCUGCCUUUGGGGAGCCAGAGGAGAAUUUUUGCAGGACAAAAAGACCACGUAACAGGAAAAUUCUUGAUAGAAGAAGUUCGAGUACUAGUGUGGACAAAGGUCGGUCUCAUCAUAGUGUAGAGACACCAUCCUCUACUUUGUUAACCCCUUUAUCAAACUCAUCUCCUUUUAGGCCAAAAGGUUGUAGUAAUGCUGCUGAAAUGGAAGGUAGUGCUGGUUGGAAGCUUGCAAACAGUCCUUGGAAUUUGCAAGUAAUUGCGCGGUCGCCUGGCUCACUCACUCGCUUCAUGCCAGAUGAUAUCCCUGGUGUUACUUCUCCAAUGGUCUAUAUAGGGAUGCUGUUUAGCUGGUUUGCUUGGCAUGUUGAGGAUCAUGAGCUUCACAGUCUAAAUUUUCUUCAUACAGGAUCCCCUAAGACUUGGUAUGCAGUGCCAGGAGAUUAUGCAUUUAGUUUUGAAGAAGUCAUUCGUUGUCAUGCUUAUGGAGAAACUACUGAUCGAUUAGCUGCUCUUGCGCUAUUGGGCGAGAAGACCACUCUUUUAUCACCUGAAGUUCUGGUAGCAUCAGGCAUCCCCUGCUGCAGGUUGGUACAGAAUCCUGGUGAAUUUGUUGUAACUUUCCCAAGGGCCUACCAUGUAGGUUUCAGCCAAGGCUUCAAUUGUGGCGAGGCUGCCAACUUCGGUACUCCACAGUGGCUUGCAGUAGCCAAAGAAGCUGCUGUUCGUCGAGCUGCCAUGAACUAUCUGCCUAUGCUCUCUCAUCAGCAGUUGCUUUAUUUGUUGACAAUGUCUUUUGUUUCAAGUGUGCCAAGAUCCCUGCUGCCUGGGGUUCGAAGCUCUCGUCUGAGAGAUCGUCAGAAGGACGAAAGGGAGUUUCUGGUAAAGAAAGCCUUCGUUGAGGAUAUAGAAAAGGAGAGCGACCUGGUAACAGUUUUACUUCAGAAAAGCUUUUCUGACUAUGCAAUGUUGUGGGAUGUGGAUAUGCUUCCAUCUUCAGGUAAAGAAUCUGAACUGCACAAGAAUGUUUCUGCGGAUGCUUCUAAAGGGAACGAUCAGUCUGACAACAACGAUAGUCAGGAUGUAUUAGACCAAAUGAGCUUAUACAUGGAAAAUUACAGUGACUUCUAUGUGGAUGAUGAUGUGUCAUGUGAAUUUGAAAUCGAUUCUGGGACAUUACCCUGUAUAGCUUGUGGGAUUCUUGGUUUUCCAUUUAUGGCUCUGGUACAACCAUCGGAAAAGUCUGCAAAACACCUUUUUCCUGAGGAAUUUCAGAAUAAACAAGAAUCCGGAGUGCUGAAACAUGUGGAGUCGGAUAACCAUAGGUGCAUGUUUGAGGACUACAAUAGAGUUGACAGAAUUGAAAGAAAUGGAGUGCAUUCCUUUAACCAUGAUGAAGUGUCUUUGUCUGCCCAGCCAAGCGAGUCUGCAGUUUCUCCGCACGAGGGUCAAACAUCACAGUCUCAUCAUCUUUCACAUAUAGAUAAUGCAGCCCCAACUUCAAAAGUUGACCUUGAGAAGGAAUGUGAUGUUUCUAGAGGUCUUGUAAGACCACGGAUAUUUUGCCUUGAGCACGCAAUUCAGACUGAAGAACUGCUGCAUACUAAAGGUGGAGCAAAUGUUCUUGUGAUCUGCCAUUCAGACUUCCAAAAAAUAAGAGGACAUGCUGCUGUUGUUGCAGAGGAAAUUGGCACGACAUUCAAAUAUAAUGAGAUUCCGCUGGCUAAUGCAUCUCAAGGACAUCUUUCAUUGAUUGAUCUUGCAAUCGGGGAUGAAGAACAAAACAAAUGUGCAGAAGAUUGGACACUGAAAUUAAAUAUUAAUUUAAGGCACUGUGUGAAGGUGCAAAGGAACUGUCCACUUAAGAAAUUAAAACAUGCAUUGAUUUUGGGUGGAUUAUUCUCUGAUACAACUCGUAGUUCAGAUUCCUUGAGUCUCCUCAAGUGGCGGUCCAGAAAAGUGCGCUCAAAGAGAAAGUUGAAUCAUUCAACAGAAAGUACACCAUUUGCAAAUGUUCAAAUAGCAAAGGUAGUUUCAGGGUCUACAGUGGGCGUGCAGAAUGUCAGAAAGGGGAAUAUAACAAUCCAGUAUUCCAGGAAAAAAUACAAGCCUAAGGAUUGUAGUUCUGCGCAGGUUUCCAGGGUUUUCAUGGAUCCAUUUAAUGUUCCAAAAGAAGUUUCACUUGCAGAUGCAAAAAUAUUAGGAAGUACUCACCUCAGGGAUGAAAAUGCAGGCACCGCUUCUUUAGCAGAAAGGUUCUUUGCUUCUUCUGAUGGGAAACCCCGAUUGCGAAACGAACAUGAGAUGCUUUUACUAAAGAAAGACCGAAAUGGGGAUCUCCUUGCACCACAAAAACCAGAUUUACUUGUGACGACAUCUUUAAUGGUGGAAUUCGAUGAAGCCCAGGCUGAACUUUGUACUACUGAGAAGUUUUCCUUGGAGGAUAAAACUUGUGAUACAAAUUCAAAUAGUUGCCAUACAGAGAAUAAGACCAUGGCUGCAGAGACUAGUGGAGAAACAGAGAUAGCACAUGUGCAUACUCCUGCAUGUACAUCCAUAUAUGUGGUUCAAAGCACUGCAUAUAAUGAAAAUUUGGAGGAGAAUCGGGAUAUGACGGAAACUGUCAUCAGAGAUAAAUCUGAUCAUCCGACGGAAGCAGAUUUUGAAAGAGAUCAUCAUAGUGGGGAUGAUAAAGCUAUUAUGACCAGAUCUCCCAUGCCUGUUAACUCCUCAGGAUCUUGCACUGAUGGUCCUUCAAGAAGUUGUGAUAAGAAGAUUGAGGAUCAAGACUCGCAACAAUUUGGCUCAGGUAGUGAGACAUCUGAUAGUGAAACUUUGCUCAAAUCUGUGGAGCAAGAAAUCCAAAUGCAUAACUCAGUUAAAGACAUAGCUGUCUGUGACCAUGUCACACCCAUAGAAGAAGCUUCUGCCUCAGCAGAACGUCUCAAAAUGACGACAGAGACAUCUAGUACUAAGCACUCACAGAGUGGUGAUGACAUCUCUGAGCAGCAUACGAAUGGAAAAAAUGGUGGCAAAAGGAGGUGUGAGCUAGACCUCUCAACUGAUUAUGGAUGUAGUGUUAGUGGCUUUGUUAAAAGUCCAUGUGAAGGUUUAAGGCCACGAGCUAGGAAAAAUGUACCUGGGAGCAGAGUUGAUACUAAGGAAUUUCUUGAGAAGAAACCUAUGGGAAAUAAGGUGGAAAGGUCUUUACAUAGUUCCAUCAUUCCCAAGGAUAAGAAAGAACAGAAGAAGGGAAGUCAUAGGUGUAACUUGGAAGGGUGCUGGAUGAGUUUCCAGACAAAGGUAGAGCUGCAACUGCACAAACAGAACCGGUGCCCCAUUGAAGGGUGUGAGAAGAAAUUUACCUCCCACAAAUAUGCUAUGGUUCAUCAACGCGUUCAUGAAAAUGAUCGGCCCUUGAAAUGUCCAUGGAAGGGGUGCACCAUGACAUUCAAGUGGGCCUGGGCAAGAACUGAACAUUUGCGCGUACAUACUGGUGAGCGGCCAUACAAGUGCAAGGUUGAGGGUUGUGGACUGACUUUUAGGUUUGUAUCAGAUUAUAGUCGGCAUAGACGAAAAACUGGGCAUUAUGUAGAUGCGGCCAAUUGAGAUUAGUUACUUUAAUCAGAUCGAUGGGUUGUGUAAUGUACCAAAUACUAGACUGGGGUUGAAAAGGCAAUCAUGUAAACUAAUGGGCACUUAUCAGUUUUAGC